Vicia villosa (hairy vetch) is the source of this 2853-nucleotide messenger RNA. RefSeq lists its product as uncharacterized. NCBI's taxonomy places the organism in Eukaryota, Viridiplantae, Streptophyta, Magnoliopsida, Fabales, Fabaceae. The transcript is spliced from 4 exons. Bases 1 to 2853 code for a protein of 950 amino acids. Gene Ontology annotation, biological process: DNA integration. The record is from RefSeq and is a predicted model, not a curated record. Gene Ontology annotation, molecular function: nucleic acid binding; RNA-DNA hybrid ribonuclease activity.
AUGGUGAUCAACUGCAAAACUCUCUACAACUGCAUCAUCGAACGACCCACUCUAGCCGAACUCGCGGUCGUCCCCUCGACCGUGCACCUCAAGAUGAAGUUCUACACAAAAAAGGGACGAGUAGCCACCAUCAAAGCCAACAUCGAAGCGGCCAGAAGGAUAUUCGACGCGUCGAUGAAAGGACUACAGCUGAUCACCCCUCCUUCUAUCGCCAACAAGAAGCCAAGGGCCGAAGACAAGCUAGCUCGGGAAGACCUUCAGCAACCGACCAAUGUCAGCUCAGUCAACCUUGACGCCCGUUUUACAAAAGAAGAACUGAAGAACGGCGAAGAACCGCAACCGAGGACAGCCCACCCCGUCCGACCAAUUCCGAACGGCGACUUCGAGCUCGUCCCACUGGGCAACCCUGACAUGGCGGUGAAGAUUGGCAAAGACAUCCCGGAUCUGCCGAGGACACAACUCGUGGCUUGCCUUCGAGCCAACGCUGACUUGUUCGCAUGGAGCGUAGCUAAAAUGCCCGGACUCAACGCCGAGGUCGCCUGCCACCACCUCUCCAUUAAUCCAGCUGCAAAGGCAGUAGUUCAACGUUACAACCAAAUCCCCAUGGAGAGAUGUGACAAGCAGUGCACGACAUUCAUGACCGAAUCAGACAACUAUUACUACAAUGUAAUGCCCUUCAGACUCAAGAACGCAGGAGCCACUUACCAGCGGAUGAUGAAUAAAGUAUUCCGAGGAGAGAUCGGAGACACCCUCGAAGUGUACAUGGACGACAAGAUCGUCAAAUCCCGAGAAGAAACUGACCACACCACGCAUCUCGAACGAGUAUUCGAACAGGCCAGGUCCUACAAGAUGCGUUUCAACCUAGAAAAAUGCACCUUCGGCGUCCGGGCAGAAAUCAAUCCAAGUCUUAAAUGGGAUGCUCACGGCGCUGUCUCGAUUCGUCGCGAAAUACGCCCAACACGAUCUCCAUUCUUUAAACUGCUGCGCAAAGAAACGACCUUCGAAUGGUGCGAGGAGUGCGAACAAGCACUAUCUCACCUCAAGCAAGUCCUUUUGGAAACACCCGUCCUGUCCCGACCAGGAAACGAUGACCUCUACCUAGCCGUCUCGAACGAGGCAGUUAGCGCGGCCUUAAUCCGAGAAGCCGAUGACGGGAAGAAGCCCAUAUACUUCACCAGCAAGGCUCUACAAGGACCCGAUGUGCGAUAUCAGCAAAUCGAAAAAGUUGCCUUGGCACUAAUAAUCGCCGCUCGAAGGUUGAGGUACUACUUCCUCGCCCAUACCGUCGUCGUCCGAACCGACCAACCAAUCAAACAACUCCUCGGCCGACCGGACAUGGCCAGGAGAAUGCUGAAAUGGUCCCUAGAGCUAUCCGAAUUCGACAUCCAGUACGAAAGCAGGAAAGCACUGAAAGCGCAGGCACUGGCCGAUUUCGUGGCCGAGAUGACCUCGAUCACCUCCUCCCCUCCUUCAGCCGAGAAUAAGUGGUCCCUCUACGGAGAUGGCGCCUCCAGCAGCUCAGGAUGCAGAGCCGGUGUCAUCUUGGAAAACGAUGAAGGACUCGUCAUUGAGGUAUCCCUAGUAUUAUCCUUUACCACGUCAAACAACCAGGCCGAAUACGAGGCUUUCCUCCCCGGCCUGCAACUUGCUGAGAACGUAGGCGCUCAGGAAGUAAAGAUUUACACUGACUUCCAACUCGUCGCAUCCCAAGUUAACGGCGAAUACCUCGCGCUGGUCAAAGAGAGAAUGAAAAACUUCGCAAGAGCAGAAGUCGAGCACAUUCCUCGGGAGCAUAAUUCCCGAGCCGGCGUUCUCUCCAAACUCGCGAGCACGAGAAAGAAAGGUGGGAACAAGUCAGUAAUCCAAGAAAUCCUCUCAAAGCCAAGUGUGGAUAAGAAUGCACCCCUGACGCAAGUGCUCGCCAUUGGCGACGAUCAUUGUUGGAUGACCCCGGUGUAUAAUUUCCUCACAAAGGACGAACUGCCGACGGACGCAAAAGAGGCCUCCACGAUCAAAAGACGGGCCUGUUCGUACGUCAUCGUCGAGGACAAACUAUACCGGCGAGGAUUUUCCACCCCCCUUCUCAAAUGCGUCGACGCCUCCCAAGCGCUCGAGAUACUACAGGAACUUCACGAGGGGAUCAACGGCCAACACCUCGGCGGUCGAUCACUAGCGAGAAAGGCUCUCAGAGCCAGAUACUAUUGGUCAACCAUGCAGCAAGACGCCAAAGAACAUAUCCAGAAGUGCGAUAAGUGUCAACGUCAUGCCAACAUGCACCUAGCUCCCCCGCACGAGCUUAAAUCCAUAUCAUCACCCUGGCCAUUCUCCACAUGGGGAAUGGACCUCCUCGGACCAUUCCCAAUAGGAUCGUACCAAAACAAGUACCUGGUGGUCGCCAUAGACUACUUCACUAAAUGGAUAAAGGCCGAAGCGCUCGCCAAGAUCACAGCCCAAAACAUGCUCCGUUUUUAUAAACGAAAUGUGCUCGCUCGGUUUGGGGUGCCUCAGGCAAUAAUAACCGAUAACGGCACCCAAUUCACCGAUAGAAAGUUCCAAGAGUUCGUGUCCAAGCUCGGCACCAAGAAGCACUUCACUUCGGUAGAACACCCCCAAACCAACGGACAAGCGGAGGCGGCGAACCGAGUCAUUCUCCGAGGGCUGAAACGAAGGCUCGACGAAGCUAAGAGAGCUUGGGUCGAGGAGCUGCACAGCUCACCUCUCGAAGAAGAACUCAGCGACGAAGCUAUGAGGGAAGAACUCGACAUGGUCGAAGAGAUCCGAACAGGGUCUUCCCUCCGUGAAGCCAAGCUAAAGCAACAGAUAGCACUGCGCCAUAAUACCAAAGUCAUCUAA